This is a messenger RNA of Marasmius oreades (fairy-ring Marasmius), 2725 nucleotides long. RefSeq lists its product as uncharacterized. Gene Ontology annotation, biological process: glucan catabolic process. Gene Ontology annotation, molecular function: beta-glucosidase activity. Gene Ontology annotation, cellular component: cell surface; extracellular region. The record is from RefSeq and is a predicted model, not a curated record. The transcript is spliced from 9 exons. Bases 157 to 2340 code for a protein of 727 amino acids. NCBI's taxonomy places the organism in Eukaryota, Fungi, Basidiomycota, Agaricomycetes, Agaricales, Marasmiaceae.
AGAAUUUUAAUUGCCGACGGCGGACAAUGCCCGCACCCAUGUUGACCGUUCUCUGCACUCGCCCCUUCAAGUACAGCGCUCUUGACAUGUCUCUCCUCUCCUGUCCUCCUUUCCUCUUCACCACCACUAUCACCCUUUCCCCAUCCUUGUCCGACCAUGGCUGCCUCUGAUGAGCCCGAUCGCGGCACUCACACUCCUUUACCAGACGAGUUCGAGCAUCCUAGGCCAAAUUUCGGUGUCGAAACCCCUCGCGACUCGACCUACUCCACAUCAUCGACCCCGAACAAUUCCUCACCACUUAUUUCUCAACAGAAAUACGAAGGCGAGGAUGAUGAGACCAGGAAAGAGGGGAAGCCUGGAAAACGACGUCCUCUAAUACUCGCCUUGAUCGCCUUCAGCGUGCUCGCGAUCGUCGUUUUGGCGGUCGUUCUACCUGUUUAUUUCGUCGUGGUCAAGCAAAAUCAGAAAAAUAACAAUGCAGCUUCAACUAGCGGGUCACAUUCUGGGGAUGCAGGAAGCGGAACUGUUGGAGGUGGAAAGGGCAACCCCCAAAGCCCUUCUGGCGCAACAUCGGGAGGCGAUGGGUCAAAGAUUGUUACGGAAGACGGCGAGACAUUCAUAUACAACAACAAGUUUGGCGGUUUUUGGGUUUACGAUCCGCUCGAUCCGUAUAACAACAACGCUCGCCCAAACUCUUGGACACCUCCUCUGAACCAAACUUGGGAUUUCUCGAGGGAUCGCAUAUAUGGCGUCAACCUCGGUGGCCUUUUUGUGAUCGAGCCUUUCAUCGUUCCCAGAUUUUUCGAGAAAUACCCAAACGCAGUGGAUGAAUAUACACUCAGUCAAGCUAUGGCUGCAGACACCGCCAGUGGUGGUGGUCUAUCUCAGCUUGAAGAACAUUACAAGACAUUCGUUACUGAGAAAGACAUCGCGGAGAUUGCAGGCGCAGGGUUGAAUUGGAUUAGGCUCCCAGUGCCAUUUUGGGCUAUUGAUACAUGGCCAGGCGAACCAUUCUUGGCUAAGACAUCUUGGAAAUAUAUUCUACGACUUCUCGGCUGGGCGAGGAAAUACGGAUUACGAGUAAAUCUUGAUUUACAUACCAUUCCCGGUUCUCAGAAUGGGUACAACCACUCUGGGAAAGGUGGUCAGAUCAACUUUCUCAAUGGCGUCAUGGGUAUCGCAAAUGCCCAACGUGCUUUGAACUACAUUCGUAUAUUUACCGAAUUCAUUUCCCAACCUGAAUACAACAAUCUUGUGCCCAUGUUUGGUAUUAUCAAUGAAGCGCUGGUGGCUACCAUCGGCAAAGAUGUCAUGACUAGUUUCUACCUCGAGGCUCACAACAUGAUGCGCUCGAUUACUGGAUUCGGCCAGGGCAAAGGACCAUACAUAUCCAUUCACGAUGGCUUCACGGACAUCAGCUCUUGGAGUGGCUUUCUUACCGGUGCAGACCGGUUCAUCCUGGACACCCACCCGUACUUCUCCUUUGGUGGUGGGUUAAAUGUUGAUCCUAUCGCUACUGGAACGGGCAUUGAUGCUGGAGGAAUCUGGCCUGGCCAGGCAUGUAAUGCAUGGGGCCCUUCAGUGAAUAAGAGUCGAUCCGGUUUCGGGGUCACGGUUGCGGGAGAAUUCAGUAACGGCUACAACGACUGCGGGCUCUUUUUGAAGGGCGUCCCAGGCGGCCACACGUAUGGUGGUGAUUGUGGGGUGUUCCAGGAUUCUUCGAACUGGAACGACACUCUUAAAGCUGGUAUAAAGGCUUUCGCCAUGGCUAGUAUGGACGCUACCCAGGACUGGUUCUUCUGGACGUGGAAGAUUGGCAACUCCUCGGCAAACAAUCGCGUCGAGGCUCCUCUUUGGUCUUACCAGCUCGGAUACCAGAAUGGUUGGAUGCCUAUUGAUCCCCGAGAGGCUAACGGAUAUUGCGGGAAACUCGGUGUCAAUGAACCUUUCAAUGGGCAAUACCAGGGUUAUAUGACUGGCGGCGCUGGUGCAGGAACGAUUGCAGCUGCAGCUACCGCUGGCUUAAGUUGGCCUCCAGUCUCGAUCAACGGUAUACCUGCUGCCUCUAUGGCCUUUGCACCAACAUAUACACCUACUGGGUCCGUCGUUACGUUGGAAGGACCCUCUGUGACGAAAGGGGCUAGUUCUGUGAAGGGAUGGUUCAAUACGGCCGAUAAUGCUGGCGCACCGACGACUAUUCCUGGGUGCUCAUAUCCAGAUGGAUGGAAUGCGCAAGGUGCAAAUUUGCCUGCAACCCAGUGUGGUGCUGGAGGAGCUGCUUCUGCCCCUGCUGCUGCCCGAACUGUGCCGCCCGCCCAGGUCACGGAUGAUGUGACGUAGACGCUCCAUAUCACAUUCCUAUCGCCCGCUUAGCUGCAUGCUCUUCGGAAGACAUUUUAUUUGGUUGACGUUUCUAAGCAGCAGACAUUCUAUUAUUCUAUCCUACCCAUUGUCGGCGAUUUUCACUUGGACUACAUCGGCGUUAUGUACGUCCGUUUAUCUGUAAUAAGUUUCUAUUUCUUCCCCUCCCCUUACUCUUAUUAAGGAUCUGGUAAUGUUCCUUGUCCUUCAAUGUCCCAAUUUCUCAGCCGGUGACGUGACUGAGAACCUCAAGGUUCAAAGCGUACCUCAAGUGCGCGGUACUUUUAUUCGCGGUUCCUGUAGAGCAUAGGGCAUCGAUAUUCAACCUUACUAAGGUACCAUCGUUUUUGACGAGUGAACUGGG